GUGUGUUGCUGUAUGGGAAGGCUGAGUACCGAGCCGGACAUGAAGUCUCCCAGCACGGGAUGUUAGUGAGGGAGAGGACCAUGAAGGAAUGGCAGAGCGGCAGCGAGGAUGGGGGGGAGGAGGACCGCCGGCCGCUGCUGGGAGACGCCGAGUCUGGCUCCUGUCACAUACAGCAAUACCCGCUACCAACACCGGCAGCCAAAGUGCCCGUUUGCUGCUCUGCCCGCUACAAUCUGGCCGUCAUGGCAUUGUUUGGUUUCUUCAUGCUGUAUGCAUUACGGGUAAAUUUAAGUGUAGCACUGGUAGACAUGAUAAAUUCAACAUCAACUAACCAAGAAAACACAAGUUCCAAAGUGUGCCCUGAACAUUCAAUUUCCCCAAAGGUUCCACAUAACAGCACGGGUAAGAAAUAUAACUGGGAUGCAAAUACACAAGGCUGGAUACUUGGUUCAUUUUUCUAUGGAUACAUCCUCACUCAAAUCCCUGGUGGAUACUUAGCUGGUAAAAUUGGUGGCAAGUUGUUACUUGGAUUUGGCAUCUUUGGCACUGCUGCACUUACAUUGCUGACUCCAGUAGCUGCGGAUUUAGGAGCAGAAUACCUUAUAGCUGUUCGUGCACUUGAAGGACUCGGAGAGGGUGUGACCUUCCCAGCUAUGCAUGCAAUGUGGUCACAUUGGGCCCCACCAUUAGAGCGAAGCAGACUUUUAAGUCUUUCAUAUGCAGGUGCUCAACUUGGAACUGUUGUAUCGCUCCCUUUGUCAGGUCUGAUAUGCUACUAUAUGGACUGGUCUUACGUGUUCUACAUAUUUGGUGCAGUGGGUGUUUUAUGGUUUAUAAUGUGGCUCUUCGUUGUAAGUGACACACCACAGGUACACAAAUCAAUUACCGAUUCUGAAAAACAGUACAUUCUGUCAACUCUACAUAACCAACUUUCUCAGCAGAAUUCUGUACCUGUUUGUGCAAUAAUCAAAUCCGUGCCAUUGUGGGCUAUUGUCGUAGCUCACUUUUCUUAUAACUGGACCUUUUAUACUUUGCUCACAUUAUUGCCCACAUACAUGAAUGAUAUCCUGCGUUUUAAUGCACAAGAGAAUGGCUUUCUCUCUGCGCUGCCUUACUUUGGAUGCUGGGUCUUUAUGAAUAUUACUGGUCUUAUUGCAGACUACAUGAGGGAGAAAUUAAACUAUUCUACUGUAGCAGUACGGAAAAUAUUUAACACAAUAGGAAUGAUUGGACCAGCUUUAUUUUUAUUAGCAGCUGGUUACACAGGUUGUAACUAUAAACUGGCGGUCGCAUUUCUUACAUUAUCAACUACACUUGGUGGGUUUAGUGUGUCAGGAUACAACAUAAAUCAUCUAGACAUUGCACCAUCUUAUGCAGGAUUACUUCUUGGUAUAACAAACACCUUUGCCACAAUUCCUGGGAUGGUUGGUCCUGUUAUUGCCAAAAGUUUAACCCAUGCAAACACUGUGGAACAAUGGCAGAUUGUUUUCUACAUUGCUGCUGCUAUUAAUAUAUUUGGAGCCAUAUUUUUUGCAAUAUUUGCCAGUGGAACUGUGCAAACCUGGGCAGUAAGUCAAAAGAAGGAAGAUGAAGGCUAAAGAAAGCAUGAUUAUUUCCUGGACUGCUCAAAACACAACAUGCCUUGGAACAUUCUGGGACAACUACAUUCCUUUUUAUUUGAAAUUGUUUACAUGCACAUUUUAUGAUAAUGAAGUACAUUAUGUGUAAAAGCAUAGUUUUGUUUUGAAAGACACAUUAGACAAACUGUUCAUAUACAGUGUAAGAAAAUGAAUCAUAAAGCUAUAAUUUCAUGUAUGGCUUCCUUAAAAAGGGAAAUAUUUAACUAUUUUGACUUUCUUAUUAUAUUUGCCAUUUAUAUUUGUAUUAAAUCCUUGUAGGUUACAAGGGUAUAUGUUCCUGUAACAAAUGGUAGUACCAUCUUUUUGUUUAUAUGUAUAUGUGCAGAUUAUAUCAAGGGAAUGGACCAAAGUUUGUCAAAUAAUCCCACCAAAUGUUCCUAUUAAAAGUCGAUUGAAGUGCCUUAUUACUCUGUAGCAUUUAUAGCCCUCUAAGGAUCUCAAACAAGUUAAACUAGAAUAGCACUUUAUAGUUAUGACUUAGAUAGGGGUACUCAGGGAUCAAUAUUACAUGGAAACAUUGAUGAAAGAAAUGUGUAUAAUUUCAGAAAAUACCACACUGAUGCAGUUGAUAAUGUUGCAUGUAUUGGUUACUCAGUAAAACUGUCUUUUACAAACCAUUAAUGCCUAAACUGAAAUAUAUUCCCCCUAUGCGUGUUAUUUCUAUUUACCUGUUUCUUUCCUGUAAUGUAUGUAGUGUUUUUUUAUAAUGGGAUCAUGUUGUGUGGUGCAUAAGACAAUCAUAUUCUUAUUGUCAAAGUGUACAGAUCUUUAAUGUCAGGCACUUACGAAUAAUGAAAAAAAAUAUAUAUGUUUGUGUAUUUCAUAUCUAAACCAUAGUUUUUUGUUUUAUUUUUUAUUUCAAGAUAUGAUUGAGGUUCUUUAAAGAGAGAACAUGUGAAGAAGAAAAAAAUACAUACAGUAAAUGUGCAUAUUUUUCCUUACAAAUCAUAGAAUGGUUUGCCAUUCUUAAAGGGAUUCUAUAGUGCCAGGAAAACAAGGUUGUUUUCCUGGCACUAUAGCUCCCUAUAGUGCCCCCACCCCUCACCGUGGAGCAGAAGGGGUUAAAAUCCCUUCUGUGACUUACCUGAGUACCGCGCUGAUUUCCUUAUGGCUCUGGCUCGGGGUCUGCCUUUGCUCCUCCCAACAGGGCAAGGGGGCCGCGCUUGCAUUAGGGAUUGCCCCAUAGGAAGCAUUCUACAAUGCUUUCCUAUUGGGUUUCGGGUGAUGCUGGAGAUCCUAAUGCAUAGUGUAAUAAGGACGUCAGGCGAUCAAAGGUGGCCGAACGACCCGGAAGUUCCUCUAGAGGCUGUCUGGCAGACUGCCAUUAGAGGUGGAGUUAACCCUGGAUAGUAAUUAUCGCAGCUUCCCAAUAAGUGCAAUAAUUAUCUUUGCAGGGUUAAGGGACCUGGGAACAUGCAUCCAGACCACUUCAAUAAACUGUCCCUUUAACAAUACAGUGUCCCUUUACCAAUAAAUUCAGAUUACAAUGACAACUUUCAUGCUCAGGAUAACAGUCCCUGAACCAGCAAGCUUUUUUUCUUUAUGACCUUCACUUCUCUCCUCAUGCACUGACUGAAUGUCCUAAACUCUGUUUCAUGGUUAUGCCAUUGAUGCAUAUUAAAAUACAGAGCUAGAACCUACCUGCUUGGUUCCAAGCUAGGUAGUGUUCUGUUGGCUCCAUGUGGAACUCUAUGGUCACUGUACGUUACUGCAGUGCAGGUCAUUGGCAGCAUUGUGAUAAGUGAAAGUUAAUUUGCACUGUAUAUCCUGUCAUAAUUGUAAUUGUUAUGAAAAUUUCCUGAAAUGAUUAUUAUGAAAAUUUCCUGAAAUGAUUAUUACUGAAUUAAACCUUUUUUUUAUGAUGUGUUUUAGUAUUUCAUGUUGGCGGGAAGCAUGUCAUUUGAUCAGAAUGUGCUGCACAAACAAUAAAAAAUACUGUUCUCAUGAAAGGUUA
Molecule: messenger RNA, 3594 nt
Organism: Pelobates fuscus (common spadefoot toad)
Lineage: Eukaryota; Metazoa; Chordata; Amphibia; Anura; Pelobatidae
Gene: SLC17A5
Product: solute carrier family 17 member 5
Exons: 11
Coding region: 60-1598 (512 amino acids)
Biological process (GO): monoatomic anion transport; transmembrane transport
Cellular component (GO): membrane
Molecular function (GO): transmembrane transporter activity
Source: RefSeq, a predicted model, not a curated record